AUGCAGUUUAAUGUAGGUCUAUGUGCGGGCGCAGCCAGUGAACCGGUUAUUGUUCCCAAGCACCUGUAUUCGCCCACGUACUUGUUGCGCAUCAGACGGGGCAACAGCUUCGAGCUCGCAACAUUUCUCGUGUCUCUCCUCCUCGGUCUCGGUUACAACGCUUACGUCGUCAGUGGCUAUGCCUCCAGGGAGCAAACGCUUUGCGAUCGGCGGAUGCUGCCUUGCCCGUACUUGCCUCGUGAAAAGGAAGCCGAGCCUCCGCCACCAUCCGUCGAUAAGUCCAAGUACAGACCGAAAUCGCCGCCGGAUUUUAAGAGCAAGUUUAUCGAAGAGAUGGAAGCUCGGGAGCGCAGGAAGGUUGAAGCCGAGCUAGAGGAACGGGAGAAUCAGCGCAUACGAAUGAUAACCGAGCACGAGCGACCUCCCCCGGACCGUUACUUUGGCCAAAGAAUCCACGCCUGGGUGCUCCUGCUGCCGAACCUCCCGGACACUUCGGUGGGGCCGGCCUCCGAGAUAACGGAGUCCCUAUUCAUCGAGCCGUCCACCGGCGUCUCGUAUCCACCCCGAGAACCCGCCACCGGAAACCUGUACCUCGGUAUCGAGAGCAUUUGGAACAACCGUAAUUACUGGGUGAACAUGCAAAACUGCACGGAGGCUUGCACGGGACUCGAGUGGGAUUUGUCGGACGUCAAAUUGUGGGAACACUUCCUGGCCGGGGAGCCGAGGGAAUUGCGAAACGUCGAAGACGACGAGGACGAGGAGGUACAAGUGCGCCGGGACUUUCACAUGGUCAUGCCUGCGUCUUACGUCGAGCGCAUCGAGAUACCGUACGAAGAUUACGAGCUGCGAUAUCCGAACGGGAAGAAGACCAUUUAUUUCAAAAAGUGCAGGGUCGACUUGUAUGGUCCGUAUUUACGGCCGGACGGUUUGAUCGAAAGAGUCACUCAGUACCGGGAGUACGAGUAUAGGACGAGGACAUUCAUCAACGAAUACUUUAGCAAUCGCAGCGAUGGCCUCGUGAGAUCUGACAAAGAUGUGGUCAAGGAAAUCGUCAGCGAUCAUUACGCGUUAGGCCGGAAGGAUUUUUGCAAAGUCCAUCAGUAUUUCGCAAAUAGCUCGGGUACCGUUGACGAGGAGCGAACCAUCGAGUUCUACGCCGGCAGAAGAUUCGACGAGCUCCGUCGUAUGAAAAUGAAUCCAUUUUACGCAUCGCAAGACUACGAAAAUCGUGAUGAUCGUCUUUACAAUCGCUUUGUCGAAUUUUCUCCCUACAGCGAGGAGUACGUGGAAAAUAAUAUUCAUUAUCGAAAUCUAGCAAAAAUCGUAGAAAAGUUUCACAGAAACGAAGAGUUGCCGGCGAGCAAAGACGUCGCGGUACGUGAGUUCAAUUUCGUAGACAAUGAGAUUCGUCUGACUUAUCACUACGACGUGGGCGAGUACACGCAAGCCACUCGGACGUUCAUAAAGCCACCUGUGACUGAAAGAGGAGAUAAGCUCGUUUUCACGCCCGACAUGACCUACGCGUAUAAUCCCAAUCCGCUAGCUUUGCCCGAAAACUUUGACGAUUUAAUCGAGGAGUUGGAAAAGCUGUUGAACGAGGAGGAACUUUCGGUAAUGCAAGUCCGAAAGGCCGAGUCUGAAAUAUUUAAGUUCCUGUCGGUCAGGGCAAAGGAGUACUCGAAACCUGAACUCGAGGUUUACGCGUUCGAUCCCAUCAGGAACGAGGAAGCUUUAGCUGGCCUGAUGGCAAAGGUGGAAAAAUUGAAGGCUCAAAGUAAACGAGAAUUGGAGGGAAAAGUCGAUUUUUUGCAACCGUAUUUUGCGCGAAUCGGUAAUCUGAAGUACCUAACACUGAAGCAAGCGACCGAAAUCAGAGAUGCCUGCCUGAAUGAUUUCAAGCAGGCUCUGGUCAACAGGGCCAAUCACAUUUUACGAGAAUUCGAGAAAUGCAGCGAUGAAUUGGAAAAUUGGCAAUCAGCGCUUACCAAUUCGGAGGGUAUGAGCAAAGAAGAGAAAGAAUCGCUGCUGGAAAAGGUCAACAAAGCUAAUCUGAGACUUCGUACGCUGGAAGUGCGAUUGGCUCGUCAUCGCGAUCUCGCGUCGUUCCGAUACAACAGAGUCGUCGAGAUCGUGAAAUCGGACAAGCGUCUUUCCAUCCUUUACGAACGUUGACUCGAAAAGUUAAAAAUUCUAGAAAAAAAAAAAAAAA
This is a messenger RNA of Copidosoma floridanum, 2209 nucleotides long. Its product is annotated as dynein regulatory complex subunit 7. NCBI's taxonomy places the organism in Eukaryota, Metazoa, Arthropoda, Insecta, Hymenoptera, Encyrtidae. The record is from RefSeq and is a predicted model, not a curated record. Gene Ontology annotation, biological process: flagellated sperm motility. Gene Ontology annotation, cellular component: motile cilium.